Molecule: messenger RNA, 354 nt
Organism: Mya arenaria
Lineage: Eukaryota; Metazoa; Mollusca; Bivalvia; Myida; Myidae
Exons: 2
Coding region: 1-354 (117 amino acids)
Source: RefSeq, a predicted model, not a curated record
AUGUCUGUGCCAGCCGUUACAUAUGUUACCAUGUAUGUGCCAGCCUUGUACUUCAUCUGCGACUACUUGUAUUUCACCGGCAACUACUUGUACUUCAUCUUUGACUACUUGUACCUAAUCUAUGACUACAUGUACUUCAUCUUUGACUACUUGUACUUCAUUUGCGACUACUUGUACCUAAUCUAUGAAUACAUGUACUUCAUCUUUGACUACUUGUACUUCAUUUACGACUACUUGUACUUCAUCUGCGACUACUUGUACUUCAUCUGCGACUACUUGUACUUCAUCUGCAACUACUUGAACCUAAUCUAUGACUACUUGUUCUUCAUCUCCGACUACUUGUUCUUCAUCUGA